AUGUCUCUCAAUACCGUCACCGGCGGCCUCGACAAAGGCCUGCCCACCAAAUCCGUCGACAACCUGACCGCAGGAACCGUCAACAAAACAACCGACCAGGUCAACAAGACCACCAAGGACGUCACCGAUACCUCCCUCCCCGGUGCAUUUCCGUCGGACGAUCGCAAAGAUGACAAACAACCCGCGCCGGAGAUCUCCCUCUCGGCCAUCUGGUCUGCCUUCACGGGCUGGAUCGCCUCCUUCUUCCCGAACCUGAUGGACCGCUUCGAGAACUGGGUCAAGGGUUGGGUGAUGUGGCUGCUCCCGCCGCCGCGGCAGGCGCAGCUGUACGAGGCCGCGCUGAAGCGGCCCAUCGCGUCGACGUUUCUCGUCUGCCAGGCCGUCUGCUGCGGCGUCCCGCUGCUGGUGUUCCUGGCGGGCGUGUUUGUCUUUGCCGCUGUCGCGAUCCUACUGUGGGCUGUGCUGUCGUUGUUGAUCGUCGGGCCCAUCCUGCUGGUGGCGAGUAUGAUGGGGAUAUCGCUUUGGGGAUGGGGUUGGGUUCUCUACGGCUUGGUUAAGUGGGUUGAUCAGCGAUUCCUGGGCGGCAUGAUCAUGCGGUUUUGGCUUUCCAACGCACCGCAAUCGGACGGCGGCGAGAGUGCGUCGCAGGGGAAGAGUGAGAAGCGGCAAGGAAAGCCCGAGAAGCUGAAGAAUGCUAAGCGUGAGGGGAGGAGUGAGAAGCAGGAAGAGAAGAAGGAUAGUUGA
This is a messenger RNA of Aspergillus clavatus NRRL 1, 744 nucleotides long. Its product is annotated as seipin co-factor family protein. The record is from RefSeq and is a predicted model, not a curated record. The coding region runs from base 1 to 744 and encodes 247 amino acids. The transcript has a single exon. Lineage: Eukaryota; Fungi; Ascomycota; Eurotiomycetes; Eurotiales; Aspergillaceae.